UGUUUUCCUACGUCAUGACAUCUUUAUGCUCAUCAUUUCAACAACACUGUGGAUAGAACAGUAGUCCGUGCUCAAUCGUAUCCGAUAAUUGUAGUGAAAAAAUGUCCUUUUUGUCUGGAAAAUCUGCUAUAGUCACUGGUGGCUGUGGUGGCAUAGGCUAUGAGGUUGUCAAAGCUUUUCUUGAACAAGGAAUCAAGAACGUAGCGAUCCUAGACAUUAGCGAUACGAAAAACGUUUCCAAUGACCUUCAAACUAAGUACGGCGAUCGACAGGUACUUUUCAUUAAGACCGACGUCUCUAAAAAGGAUCAAGUGAAAAGUGCUUUCGAUGAAAUCGUUCGGAGCUUUGAGCGCAUCGACAUUGUCGUUGGAAAUGCAGGAAUCCUUUGCGAAAGCGAUUAUGAACGUACGAUUAAUGUGAAUUUACUGGGAAUCCUUCAUUCUACUUAUGCUGCCAUUGACGUAAUGAGUAAAGAAAAGGGAGGUAACGGUGGCAUAAUUGUCAAUCUUUCUUCAGUUGCUGGUCUAAAUACUACGACCUGGAUGCCAGCCUAUUCUGCUGCUAAGCAUGGCAUAGUCGGGUUGAAUCGAAGUUUUGGAGACCAGCACUAUUUCGACAAGUUUGGCAUUAAAUUCAUAACAAUCUGUCCGGGUGCAACGGAAACAUCCAUUGUAGACGAUUAUGAGACAAAGGUGACCUUUGGUGACUUGGAAAGUUUUAAUUUCCAAUUUCAAACGGCAGCAACAGUCGCUCGAUUCAUUUUGAAAGCUAUCGAUUCGGAUAAAAACGGAUCGGUUUGGAUUAUCAACAACAGUGCAAUGACCGAGGUGACUCUACAUCAGUAUUAGUGAACUAACAGAAUUUUAUCCAUUUUGUCGUUUGUACGAUUGGCACAAAGUCCCACCCAUCUAAUAAAGAAUUUAGAAUGAAUAAUCGGGUCACCAUGACCUUGUCGAAAUCGGAAAACUUCUUUGUUGAUUGCACAUGAUCAUCUAACCCGUGCCACAAAUGCAAGUCUGACUCUGAGUCCUGUGCAACUUUAACAAAUUAUUCUGGUAACAAUGACCUUGUACAGAGGUGCAAGAAGGUGCACAAGGAAUUAUCUGGAUCAUAGGACUCUGUUUAGGUUUGAAAUGGGAUCUACUCACCAGUUUACCGUUUCGUGCAUUAUUCGUCGGUAGUUUGUUGCGGCACCAAUAAGUUAUUCUCUUCUCGAAGUGCAUUUUUAAUCGAUGGAAUUGCAUCCCCCCAACAUUCAACAAACCAUUUCUUCGUCUUCACUUAAACUUAAUUUAUAUUUUUCUUUAAAAAAAAAGUCUUCGCCUGCGUGUCUUAAACGCAAUUCUUAAAUACUUUCAUAAUUCGCUUGAACAAAAUUCGCUCAGUUGCCGGCAAGCCAAAUCCCUGCACCAGUAGAUAUCGAUACGGCUGCAAGUUGUACAGAAUUUUCGCCUUGCGUCGAACGUACUGCGGCGACCGUUUCCCUCUGACCAUAAAAUUUUGCUCCAAAUAUCGCAUUAUGUGCACCGUAGCCCGUUUCCGCUUCAGAUUCAUCGAUUUCAGUUUUUUCAGCUCUUUCUGUAGCCGUGCAUUGAUUGCCAUCAGUUGCGAUAUCUUCAGUUUGAGAUUCUUCAGUUGUUCGCGCUUCUCUUGUAGCUUCUUUCGAUAUUGUUCGAUAUCGGUGGCUGGUGGGUUGCGGGAUGAACAGCAUUUC
Bradysia coprophila is the source of this 1714-nucleotide messenger RNA. Its product is annotated as alcohol dehydrogenase-like. The record is from RefSeq and is a predicted model, not a curated record. Gene Ontology annotation, molecular function: alcohol dehydrogenase (NAD+) activity. Gene Ontology annotation, cellular component: cytoplasm. Lineage: Eukaryota; Metazoa; Arthropoda; Insecta; Diptera; Sciaridae.